Molecule: messenger RNA, 2296 nt
Organism: Gossypium raimondii (Peruvian cotton)
Lineage: Eukaryota; Viridiplantae; Streptophyta; Magnoliopsida; Malvales; Malvaceae
Product: O-fucosyltransferase 36
Exons: 3
Coding region: 249-1925 (558 amino acids)
Biological process (GO): protein O-linked glycosylation via fucose
Molecular function (GO): peptide-O-fucosyltransferase activity
Source: RefSeq, a predicted model, not a curated record
GAUGGUGGGACGGCAUGGAGUCAUUUUCUUCCACCGACCUGUGUCUUUCUUCUGCUGCUUCGAUAAUUGACAUUCUUCCUUACGCCAGCUCCGCUCAACAAAAAUUCUAUCGUUUUUAACCAAACCCUAAAUUUUUAACCAAUCCCAGUCUCCAUUUUAAUCAACAAAGGUAUUUUUUUGAAAACUAUCAUCACUGACUCAGCCAUUCCAUCACUCGCAGGCUCACUGCUCCACUCUUAAGCAAACAAAUGGACCGACAUUCAUCCGACGAAGACGACGAUCGCCAAACCUUAAUCCACCAAAACGACACCAAGCACCUCCCACGCCAAAUCCCAACCAGCCCACGCGCUUCUACCGCUCCAAGAUCCGGUUUCCACAUCGAAGAGCUGGAAUCUCAAAUCCGACGACGUUUCAAGCUCACCUUCAACAAGCGUUACCUCUUCGCCAUCUUCCUCCCUCUCCUCCUCAUCCCUAUCUUCCUCUCCACCGACAUUCGUUCCCUCUUCUCUUCCAACAUCUCCUCCCUUAAAUUCAAUAAGGUGUCGGAUCAACUCAAAGAAUCCCAACUCCAAGCUCUCUACUUGUUGAAUCAACAGCUAACUUCCCUUCUUUCUCUUUGGAACCACACUUUCGUCAACUCUAAUGACAAUGUCUCAGCCGUUCAGUUUGACGACAUCAAAGCCUCAUUGCUCAAUCAGAUCACCUUAAACAAACACAUCCAGCAAACCCUCUUAUCCCCUCACAAAACAGGAAACACCCUCCAGAACGCCACCGUUUUAGACCCCGCCUAUGCCGGUUACAGUUUCGACCGUUGCAGAAAAGUUGACCUGAAAUUCUCUGAAAGAAGAACUGUCGAAUGGAAACCUAAACCCAAUAAAUUCUUGUUUGCCAUUUGCUUGUCGGGUCAAAUGAGUAACCAUCUGAUUUGUUUGGAAAAACACAUGUUCUUCGCGGCGGUUCUAAAUCGGGCAUUGGUGAUUCCCAGUUCGAAAUUGGAUUAUCAGUACAAUCGAGUUUUGGAUACCGAGCACAUUAACGAUUGUGUUGGGAAAAAAGCUGUUAUCCCAUUCGAAGACUUCAUGGAAAUGAAGAAGAAUCACGCUCACAUUGAUAGGUUCAUUUGCUAUUUCUCCAGCCCGCAGCCGUGUUACGUGGACGAAGAGCAUUUGAAGAAGUUGAGGUCAUUAGGAAUUUCGAUGGGGAAAUUAGAGAGUGCUUGGAAGAAUGAGGAUAUUAAGAAGCCGAGUCAAAAAACGAUUAAGGAUCUGGAAGAGAAGUUUGCUUCGGAUGAUGAUGUGAUAGCAAUUGGGGAUGUUUUCUUUGCGGAAAUGGAGAGAGAUUGGGUGACGCAACCAGGUGGUCCUAUCGCGCAUAAGUGUAAGACUUUGAUCGAACCAAGUAAGCUUAUCUUAUUGACUGCUCAACGGUUUAUUCAGACGUUCCUGGGAAGUAAUUUUAUCGCUCUUCAUUUUCGGCGACAUGGAUUCUUGAAGUUCUGCAAUGCUAAAAAGCCAAGUUGCUUUUACCCUAUUCCUCAAGCUGCGGAUUGCAUCACUAGAAUGGUUGAAAGGGCCAACACUCCAAUUAUAUACCUUUCAACAGAUGCAGCAGAAAGCGAAACUGGUUUGCUGCAAUCGAUGGUUGUACUGAAUGGGAAGACUAUACCACUGGUUAAACGGCCUCCUCGUAAUUCAGCUGAAAAAUGGGAUGCAUUGUUAUACAGACAUGGCAUUGAGGAUGACCCCCAGGUGGAAGCUAUGUUGGAUAAGACCAUCUGUGCGAUGGCGAGCGUGUUCAUUGGAGCCCCAGGCUCAACUUUCACAGAGGACAUUUUGCGACUCCGAAAGGACUGGGGAACAGCAUCUCUAUGUGAUGAGUACUUGUGCCAAGGUGAAGGGCCAAACUUUAUAGCUGGUGAGGAGUGAAGAAUAUGCAGAAAUGGCAGACUGUAAAAUUAUCAUAACUCAAAGGGUCUCGAAAGAUGCUCCAUUGCAGAGGAUGGUAGGUAUGGUGUUACUGAAUUGUAGUAUAUUAUACAAGCAUUUCAUUGAUUUGAUUACUUAAUAGUUUUACAACAUUCUUACACUGAUGGAGUGUGUAUGAUGUGAUCCACUUCGUGGUUGAAACCCCUAAAACCUGAAUUCUUUUGUUGUGUUUGCAAAUCAGUUGACCAUCCAUCAGUAAUUGCUGCAGGGUUUGGUCGCCCUUUUCUUCUUGAUUAGGAACAUACUUGAGGGUUUGGUAACUGAUUGAAAAUAUUCAAUUCAUUGAAAAAUUAAAAUUUUCGGUGGUCUUA